This is a messenger RNA of Rotaria socialis, 420 nucleotides long. Lineage: Eukaryota; Metazoa; Rotifera; Eurotatoria; Philodinida; Philodinidae. The record is from the annotation of a GenBank genome assembly.
AUGAGUAUUGUUAAAGGUGUAACAUAUCGACGUAAGCAUAAUGUUGGUUCACCGUCAUGUGAUCUAUGCGGUGAUUUUAUUGUUGAUUAUUCAAUAGCUAUUAGUGGUUGUACAGUAAAUGCUCCUACUAGAAAUACAGGGAUGUAUGCAUCUGUGAUACGUACAAUUAAAACGACAGAUGAAAAUUCCUCGGAAUGGGCAAAAGACCAUUUGCCUUCGGAAUACUAUGCGAUGAUAAAAUCAACAGAAGUACUUGACCCUUUAGUUCCUUAUCGUCGUGCUAUUGAUGAACGAAAAUUUGUCGAGUCAUUAGGAAACGAAUGGCCUCAAAAUUAUAUAUUAUUAGGCGAUACACUGUGUACAUUUAAUCCUCAAUACAGGCGAGGUAUGGCACAUGCAUGUCGACUGGCUCGAGAAUAA